Lasiosphaeria miniovina is the source of this 2202-nucleotide messenger RNA. RefSeq lists its product as uncharacterized. The record is from RefSeq and is a predicted model, not a curated record. The coding region runs from base 1 to 2202 and encodes 733 amino acids. The transcript has 2 exons. Lineage: Eukaryota; Fungi; Ascomycota; Sordariomycetes; Sordariales; Lasiosphaeriaceae.
AUGAGUUUCUCGUCGAGUCUGCCCGGGUCACCGGGCGGCGGCGCCAACACACCUCUGCAAUCAGUCUCGCACAAUGCGCAACGAGAUGUCACCCUCCGCCGCGCCGCCCCUGGCGCCGACGAUGCACGCGACAGCUCCGUGCACGAAAAGAUCAACCAGUUCAACUCUCUCGCAAUGCAGUCCAAGCAGCUUGAGCGCAAGACGGCCGACGCCGCCCUGAAGCGGGCUAUGCUCGGGCGUGAGGAGGCAGAGAGCGAGAUGCGCCGCUACCGCGACGAAGCCAGAGCCCUCAAGAAGCAGGUGGACGAGGGCAAGGAGCGCGAGCGCCGCGUGGGCGAGAGGCUCGAGACGGUCAUGGAGAACUACGGCCGCGCCAAAGAGACGCAUGCUCACACACAAGCCCUGUGGGAGAAGGAGAUCCGCCGCGCACGCAAAGAGACGUUCAAGGCGCAGAGCUCGUUGGUGAAGAUGCAGGAAGAACUCAAGUCGUGCCGGACAGCUCAGAAGGCUGCCGAGGAGGAGUUGGACCGCGAAAAGGAGCGCAGCAAGGCGCGCGAGCAAGAGGCGUUCUCGGCGCGCUACAGCCUCGUUGGUCUCCAGGAGCAGCUCGACCAAGCCCUGGAGCGCAUCAAGAUGGUUGAGCAGGAGCGGGACGCAUUCAAGAUGCUCGCCAAGAACGAGGAAGACGUUGCGCGCAUUGCCGCCGAGGGCAGGAUUCCCCUGCCGCCAUCCGAGCCCAGCAGCGAGGGAAGCGAGGACGACUACCUCGCGUCCCCCAAGAAGCGACCCCGCGUAUCGUCAGCCAGCAUAGUUGACAUCAAGUCCUCGGCCACGAGCGAGGCCGAGGUCGAAGAGCUUUCCCGGCUCUGGCAGUGGGAGAGGCAGCGGGCCGACCGCGCCCUCGACCUUGUCGAGUUCCUCGAGGUUGAGUGCAACAUGAAGUGCUGCCCUGCCGCCCAAUCCUUCUCCCGCUCCGGGCGGCGGAGCCUCACGAGCAAUGGACCGCGCCGGAGUCGAGCUAGCCCCUUGAAGAUUGCGGAUGCUGGAGAUCUGGUCAUUCUUAGUGAGACCUAUGCGCCGGCAGCAUCUGGAGUAGCAAUAGAAGCAGCCGCCCCUUCGCCAAAGCGGUCAAAGACGGAGAUGCUCCGCGAGGAGCGAGAACAGCCCAGACGGAGCACCAUCUUCAUCCCGGCCGAGGGCAUCUUCCGGACUGUCUCGCAGUUUGAGGCCGAAACUACGCUCAAGACGAUCUCUCCUACGACGGCAGUCUCGCCGAAAACCAUGACGACUGCAAAGAUAGCAGUUGACCCGUCUUCUCCCUCGGCCGGAUCGCCAUCGAGCGAUCCCGCCACGCCCUCGUCAGACGCAAACCCUCCCGUGUACGCGCGCACGCCGUCAGUUGAGCCUCCCGGCUUUGCCAUGCUGGCACACCAGCGCACCUCGCUCCUCUCCCUGCUCGACGCACCCCACCAACAAGCAUCCCGCCCGAUGCUCUUCAACAUCCCCACCACCCCUGGACCCGGUCUCGACACCGAGACACGGGACUCGUCCGCCGGAGAGCAGCCUGACGAGGACGACGCAUCCGUCACACCAUUACAACAACAGCCCCCCGCCGCGGCGCCGCCGGCGAGCGAGGAGCAAGCUUACGACGACCAAGAACAAUACCAACACGCCGGGCACCGCAGCGAGCCAUCGCGAACGGCAACGCGCGCAAAGGCCCCGCCGGCCGCGGCCAUCGCCCGCCCGCACACGGCGGCCGCGUGCUACACCAUCGCCACCACGACGACCAAAGUGCCUCUUCGUAACGAGAACAAGGACCCGAACCUGGCGGCGCGGCUCAUGAAGCUGCAGCGCACGCCCUCACGCGCCGGCGGCGCCGCAGGCGACACACCGUCGUUCGACGUCAACAACCCUGCCCUGACGCCCACCAUGACGCGCGAGCAGGCCCUGGCCCAGAUUAGAGAGCGCCGCGGCCGUGCCCGCAGCGUCGCCGCCGGUGCUGGCGCUGGUUCGGCGUCUUCGUUGACCUCUUCGGUCCGCAGCUCGCAGUCCGCCACUGUCCUCCCGGCCGUCACUCCCCGCAGACAGCUCGUUGACGGCGCCGCUGCUGUUGCUCUGGCUAAAGACCAGCGCAGGGACGUUAGCGCACCGGCUAAGAGGGUCAUGGGCGUUCCGAGCGUGGCGAGGCGGGCGAGGUCUUGA